AUGAGACACACACCCAGGACACACAACACUUCGCACAAUGAUGCACACAGCGAUACACACCCAGGACACACAACAACACACAAUAAGAAACAUACUUGGACACGCCCUAGUACGCACAAUGAUGUGCAGAAUGAGAUUCACAACGAGACACACACCAGGAUACACAACAUUACGCACAAUGAUGCCGACAACGAGACACACAACGAGGCACAACAUCGGGACACCAACACUACGCACAAUGAUGCCGACAACGAGACACACAACGAGGCACAACAUCGGGACACCAACACUACGCACAAUGAUGCCGACAACGAGACACACAACGAGGCACAACAUCGGGACACCAACACUACGCACAAUGAUGCCGACAACGAGACACACAACGAGGCACAUCAUCGGGACACCAACACUACGAACAAUGAUGCCGACAACGAGACACACAACGAGGCACAAUAUCGGGACACCAACACUUUGCACAAUGAUGCCGACAACGAGACACACAACGAGGCACAACAUCGGGACACCAACACUUUGCACAAUGAUGCCGACAACGAGACACACAACGAAGCACAAUAUCGGGACACCAACACUUUGCACAAUGAUGCCGACAACGAGACACACACCGAGGCACAACAUCGGGACACCAACACUUUGCACAAUGAUGCCGACAACGAGACACACAACGAGGCACAAUAUCGGGACACCAACACUUUGCACAAUGAUGCCGACAACGAGACACACAACGAGGCACAACAUCGGGACACCAACACUUUGCACAAUGAUGCCGACAACGAGACACACAACGAGGCACAAUAUCGGGACACCAACACUUUGCACAAUGAUGCCGACAACGAGACACACAACGAGACACAAUAUCGGGACACCAACACUUUGCACAAUGAUGCCGACAACGAGACACACAACGAGGCACAAUAUCGGGACACACAACACUUUGCACAAUGA
This is a messenger RNA of Mya arenaria, 963 nucleotides long. Its product is annotated as GATA zinc finger domain-containing protein 14-like. Lineage: Eukaryota; Metazoa; Mollusca; Bivalvia; Myida; Myidae. The record is from RefSeq and is a predicted model, not a curated record. The transcript has 2 exons. Bases 1 to 963 code for a protein of 320 amino acids.